AUCCCCAUCUUCUUCCCCUACAAACGAACCGGCCAACUGGCCAAGCGAGCGAAAGGAGUAGCUAAACAGAGAGCCUACGACCGACGCGGCCAAACGGAGAUAAGAGCAAGAUAAUGUCGUCGACGGCGUUUAGCCACCUGUUCCCCUCCGCCGCCGUCGCCGCGGUAUCCCUCCUCCCUCGCUGCGUCUCCUUCGGCGCCAGCGGUGGAGCUGCCCCUGGAUGGAGGAGAAGAAGCCGCAGCAUGGCCGCGGCCACCGCGGAGGCGGCGGCGCCCGCCUACACCUCCGACUCCCUCGUCCUCUACUUCAAGGCGGAGGGCACCAUGGAGGAGAGGGCCAUUCCCAAGAUCACCGAGUCUCUUCAGGGUAUGGAAGGAGUCAAGGACCUAGAGGUGCUCAUUGAAGAAGGCAUCGCGAGUGUUGUGUUAACAAAGGAGACAACCGUGCAAGCUACUGGAGUAGCCUCGAACCUAGUGGAAGCUAUCCAGGGAGCUGGGUUCAAACUGCAAACACUAAGCUUGAGCUUCGACGAUUUCGACGACAUAACAGCAGGAGCAGGAGGCAAUGUCCAACCCAGCGAGUGAGCUAAUUUGUGCAGCCGUGCUUAGUGCCAAAUGCAUAUAAUUCUGUCGGGUACUUUUACAUUGUGUUUACCCCGUUGAAUUUCCCGAGCACGUCCUUGUAAUUUUUUGCAAAUGGUGAAGAAAUCAACGAUUCUUUUCUAAAAACAACUUUUGAUUAUUUGAUUCA
This is a messenger RNA of Sorghum bicolor (sorghum), 750 nucleotides long. RefSeq lists its product as uncharacterized. The transcript has 3 exons. The coding region runs from base 114 to 584 and encodes 156 amino acids. The record is from RefSeq and is a predicted model, not a curated record. Gene Ontology annotation, cellular component: chloroplast. NCBI's taxonomy places the organism in Eukaryota, Viridiplantae, Streptophyta, Magnoliopsida, Poales, Poaceae.